CCCCGCACGGUCCCCGCCGGCCGCCCCGCUGAUGCCGCUGCCCCGCGCGGGGCCGGCGCGCCGCUAGCAGCAUGUCUCGGCGCAAGCAGGCCAAGCCCCAGCACCUCAAGUCGGACGAGGAGCUGCCGCCGCCGGACGGGGCUCCCGAGCACGCUGUCCCCGGGGAGGGCGCCGACGACGGUGACAGCGGGAACGAGAGCCGGAGUGGCAGCGAGGAGACCAACGUGUGUGAAAAGUGCUGUGCCGAGUUCUUCAAGUGGACGGACUUCCUGGAGCACAAGAAAGCCUGCACCAAGAACCCGCUGGUGCUGAUUGUGAACGAGGAUGAGCCCGCCCCGCCCUCCGAGGAGUUUCCGGAGCCUUCUCCUGCCAGCUCUCCCAGCGAGCAGACGGAGAGCGAGGCUGCUGAGGAGGCAGCGCCCCCGGAGGGCGGGGAGGGUGGGGAGGGGAGGGCCCCCGAGAAGGAGGACGAGCCCAUGGAGGUGGGACCCUCCCCCGACAAAAGCUUUCAGAGCCCGGGCCCCGCCCACACAGGGAAGCCACCUCUACCUCAGAUCCCCGAACCGGCACCUGUGGCCGCUUACAGCAUGCCAAACACCAACGUGACGCUGGAGACCCUGCUCAGCACCAAGGUGGCGGUGGCGCAGUUCUCCCAGAACACGAGGGCUGCAGGCACGGUGGGAUCCAGCGGCGGGGUGACGGCCGUGGCCAUCCCCAUGAUCCUGGAGCAGCUGAUGGCCUUGCAGCAACAACAGAUCCACCAGCUGCAGCUCAUUGAGCAGAUCCGCAGCCAGGUGGCCAUGAUGAACCGCCAGCCCCUGAGGCCGCCGCUGAACCCCGGAGCUGCUGCGGGGUCUCAGACCGCCCCAGUGCCGGCCUCUGGCCAGCUCCCGGGGCUGGCCACGCCCUCGGCCCUGCAGCUUUCCGCCGGGGCCGCCCCGGUUCCCACGGCUUCAGGCCCCGCUGCUCAGUCAGCGUCCUACGAGGGCCCCCAGCACCUGUCACAGCCGGCAUCUGGAGCCAGCACCCCGCACGUCCCCGGUGGGGGUUCCUCGGUCCCCGAGCUUGGCGCUCCGGCAUCCUCUGGUGCCGCCCCAGCCUCCACGGCCCCAGCCUCUGUCGCCAGCGCCCUCAGCAGUGCCCCCCAGCCACAGAACGCUUCCACGCCUCCCGCCCUGGGGCCAGGCCCACUCCUCAGCUCGGCGCCCAGCCUGCCAAGCCCACUUCUACCUCAGACCUCUGCCAGCAGCGUCAUCUUCCCCAACCCGCUGGUCAGCAUCGCGGCCACGGCCAAUGCGCUGGACCCCCUGUGCCUCAUGAAGCACCGCAAGGGCAAGCCCCCGAACGUGUCGGUGUUUGAGCCUAAGGCCAGUGCCGAGGACCCCUUUUUCAAGCACAAGUGCAGGUUCUGUGCCAAGGUGUUCGGGAGCGACAGCGCCCUCCAGAUACACCUGCGCUCACACACAGGUGAGCGGCCCUUCAAGUGCAACAUCUGUGGGAACCGCUUCUCUACGAAGGGCAACCUUAAGGUCCACUUCCAGAGGCACAAGGAGAAGUACCCCCACAUCCAGAUGAACCCCUACCCCGUCCCAGAGUAUCUGGACAAUGUGCCCACCUGCUCCGGGAUCCCCUACGGGAUGUCGCUGCCUCCCGAGAAGCCGGUCACCACCUGGCUAGAUAGCAAGCCUGUGCUGCCCACCGUGCCCACCUCUGUUGGGCUGCAGCUCCCGCCCACCCUGCCCAGUGUCAGCAGCUACGCUGACUCCCCUGGCCUCACCCCUGCGAGCCGCUCCCCACAGCGGCCCUCUCCCGCGUCCAGCGAGUGCCCCUCUCUAUCUCCAGGCCUGAACAGCUCCGAGUCAGGCAUCCCAGGAGCCGCUGAGUCUCCACAGCCUGGGCUCGGUGGGACCUCUCUGACCAAAAGUGAGCCGUCAAGCCUGCCUUGCACUAACGCCAGGGCAGGGGACGUCCCCACCUCUGGCCAGGUCUCUGCCGCGGGGACCCCUGCACUCACGGACAGCAGUGUAGCCACAGGCCUCUGCAGCCCGGUCCUCCCAGCUGGCCCUGAGCCCUUCAAGGCCAAGUUUCCCUUUGGAGGGCUGCUGGAUUCCAUGCAGACUUCGGAGACCUCCAAGCUACAGCAGCUGGUGGAGAACAUCGACAAGAAGAUGACAGACCCCAACCAGUGUGUCAUCUGCCACCGUGUGCUGAGCUGCCAGAGCGCCCUGAAGAUGCACUACCGAACGCACACGGGGGAGCGGCCUUUCAAGUGCAAGAUCUGCGGGCGCGCCUUCACCACCAAAGGCAACCUGAAGACGCAUUUUGGCGUACACCGCGCCAAGCCACCCCUUCGGGUACAGCACUCCUGUCCCAUCUGCCAGAAGAAGUUCACUAAUGCUGUGGUCCUGCAGCAGCACAUCCGCAUGCACAUGGGUGGGCAAAUCCCCAACACGCCGCUGCCCGAAGGCUUUCAGGAUGCCAUGGACGCAGAACUGCCUUAUGACGAGAAAGCCGUGGAAGCCCUGAGCGGCUAUGACGACGACAUGGAUGACAACUCCCUGGAGGAGGAUGCAGCCGGCGACCCUUCCAAGCCACUCCUGUCCCUCUCCAGCUCCUGCCCACCCUCCCCGCCCUCCGUCAUCUCCAGCAUCGCCGCCCUGGAGAACCAGAUGAAGAUGAUCGACUCUGUCAUGAGCUGUCCUCAGCUGACCGCCUUGAAGUCCAUGGAGAACGGGUCUGGGGAGAGUGACCGUCUGAGCAAUGACUCCUCGUCUGCUGUGGGCGACUUGGAGAGCAGGAGUGCGGGCAGUCCAGCCCCGUCUGAGUCCUCGUCCUCCAUGCAGGCUCUGUCACCUGUCAACAGCAACAGUGAGAGCCUGCACUCCAAGUCCCCGGGCCUCAGCGCCCAGGAGGAGCCUCAGGAGACUCCAUUGAAGACCGAGAGGCCAGACAGCCCGCCCCCCGCCCCCGAAAACGGAGGGGCACUGGACCUGACGGCCACCCACCCUGGCCGGCCUGCCAUCAAGGAGGAGGCCCCCUUUAGCCUGCUGUUCCUGAGCAGAGAACGGGGUAAGUGUGAGAGCACUGUGUGUCGUGUCUGUGCCAAGCCUUUUGCUUGCAGGAGUGCGCUGGAGAUCCACCACCGCAGCCACACCAAGGAGCGGCCGUUCGUCUGCGCGGUCUGCAGGCGCGGGUGCUCCACCCUGGGUAAUUUAAAGCAGCACUUACUGACCCACAGAUUGCGGGAGCUGCCCUCCCAGUUACUUGCCCCCAACUUUGCUCUAGGUCCCAGCCAAAGCACCCCGAGCCUGCUUACCGGCCCCGCGCCCACCCUGGUCAAAAUGGAAGUGAACGGGCACAGCAAGGCCAUCCCGCUGGCUGAGGGCCCACCGCCUGCUGCGGUCCAGGUGCCCACCGGGCCCCCGACGGUGCUGAGCCCUGGCCUGGCACCCAUGCUGGCCCCCCCACCACGCCGGACGCCCAAGCAGCACAACUGCCAGUCAUGUGGGAAGACCUUCUCCUCGGCGAGCGCCCUGCAGAUCCACGAGCGCACCCACACAGGGGAGAAGCCCUUCGGCUGCAGCAUCUGCGGGAGGGCAUUCACCACCAAGGGCAAUCUCAAGGUGCACAUGGGCACACACAUGUGGAACAACGCCCCUGCCAGGCGUGGCCGCCGCCUGUCUGUGGAAAACCCCAUGGCUCUGUUGGGUGGCGACGCCCUGAAGUUCUCGGAGAUGUUCCAGAAGGAUCUGGCUGCACGGGCCAUGAAUGUGGACCCCAGCUUUUGGAACCAAUAUGCCGCGGCCAUCACCAAUGGUCUCGCCAUGAAGAACAACGAGAUUUCCGUCAUCCAGAACGGAGGCCUCCCCCAGCUCCCAGUAAGUCUCGGCGGAAGCGCCAUCCCCCCCAUGGGCUCCCUGGCCGCUGGGCUGGACAAAGCGCGGCCCGGGGGCAGCCCUCCGGUCGUGGGCCUGGACAAAGCCAGCGCAGAACCAGGAGCUGGCCGGCCGUUCACCAGGUUCGUGGAGGAUAACAAGGAAGUGGGGAUCAACUAGCCCCGCCCUCCCUGCCGCCCCCGAGGCUCCGCCCAGAGGACAUCAAGGGGUCUGGGGAGGGGAGGGUGGCGCGCUGCCCAAUGGUGGUCUCACGCUGCACAAGCUGCCCGUGCAGCACACACUGCACGACACUCUCUUGGUGGUCAUUUCAGCUGUUGAGAACUGCAACCUUUUAAGUAAAUGUAAGUCAGAAAGACACCCUUGGAAAGCCCCUUGGGUCUGGAAAGGGCUCAGACCACAUCCAGCCCCUGGAGAGGGCUCCCGCCCUGUUCCAGUAAAACUCAUUCAGUGGUUUAGUUCGAAUUAGUUAGGAACUUGAACUCUGUUUUGGAACUCUCAUCUCGAAGACGUGGUCCAGUGCCCCUGACGCCGUGUCCCACGGCAGUACCUUAUAUGUAGUAUUUAUAAUGUUAAGAUUAUGCGGGUAACAGACAAUACAGCCCACCUUUAAUGGAAGCUUUUGUACUGCAGAAUUCAUCAGGCUAUGUGAUUUUUUUUUUUUUUUUUUAAGCAAGAUAUGUUUGACUCUAAAUAAGUGGGUCAUUUCCAUGCAGGCAAAAUUGUGAAGUUCUGUUGGGAAAAAGCAUGCUUUUUGUGUGCAAGCACCUGUCAGUAACAAGCCUUUUUUUUUUUUUUUCUUUUUUUUUUCUUUUUUUUAAUUGAAAUGUUUGUAGCUGCUCUGUGGACAGUGUUCUCUAGCGUGGUCUGUAGCCAAGUUACAGACAGACGUCACCGUAAAUUAUUCACAACAUUAUAGCAGUUGUGAAUAAAUACUUCACAUUAUCAAAGCUGUACAAUAAAAAGGUAAUGUUUGUAUAAUGUGGUUGCAAACUCUUAAUUUAUACUAUUGCACUUUUAGUAUUUUGUAUUAGGGAGGUUUGCUAUAAUUUGAAAAUUUUAAAAGAUGUAAAGUAUUUUAUAAAUAGUACUUUGAUUGAAGGAAAUGAAAAAAAAAAAAAGCUGUUACAGUCUUAGGUCAAAUGAUAUGAGAAAUUUGUGCUUCUUAAACAGAAAAGCCACCAAGACUUGUCACUUCCUCAGUAAACUAGGGCCUGCCAUUUCUUAAAUCAAAUGACUUAUUUAACUUUUCUACAGAGCUCAUUUAAAAACUUGACCGGCCGUAACAAAACUUUGAUGCAUUAAACUUAGGACUGUGACAGCCAUAUGAGCCAGGAAGUACCUAAGAGAGCAUAGGUGUGAUCGCGCCGUCACUGCCACCGCUCUUUGCUCACACCCAGGAGCCCGGGCUGGCUGGCCUGCAAGCCUUAGGGGUCCUGCUCACUAAACCGGGGAGACGAACCGGGUAUCAGGCAGAGGAACCAGUCAGAAUGGGGGGCUUUUCUGAGUUCCUGGCUUAUUUAUUUAUUAUCUUCUCAGAUGAGAACAAAGUGCAUGUGUCUGACUGGUCAGAAUGCGGUACUGAGUGGUCACUGCAAGUCGCCGUGCACUGCAAGGCCCCGUGGGGCGUCCUGCACUCUACCUCAUGUGUGUGGUGCAGCGUGCUGGCGUCCGAGGCCCUGCACCUCCUCCAUUAGCGUCGUCCCGGGGUCACCAUGCUGUCGGGUGACGGCACGGGCAGGCGAGGCCCUGAGAAAGGAGUCAGGCGGUUGAGACUUCUCAGUGGAAAGAGAAGUAGGACAAUCUUUCCAACACACCCACAGCAACAAGUCACACAAGAACAGUUCCAGAGACUCACAAAUAGCAGACCGAGCAGUGACCCCGGUCACAGAUGAACACUGAAGUCCCUCUGCGGCUCUGUCCCUCUGGAGCUGGGGGACCACCCAUUGUAUACCAUCUCUUCUCAUGGGAUGGGCAAGGGCGCGGGAAGAGGAAACCGAGGUGCUUAGUGUUGCUGUGUUUCAACAGUGAAUGUUCUUAUUUAUCUGUGUCCUUUUCAGUGUGCUUUUUUUUUUUUUUUUUUUUUUUUUUUGCCUAGUCUCUGGUACCAUGUAGUGGUCUCUCCUCCCCAAAGGAUGUGUAUAUAAUUUAAGUACAGAAAUGUAAAGAGCUGUAAAUAAGAUGGCUCCUGACGGGACAGUGAGGCCGACCGCACCCUAUGUUCAGGGCCAGGCCGUCCCCUCCACGUGGUGAAGAGACACUAUUUUUCUAUUGCAACCAUGUCGGGCCGGGCCUCCGGGACCAGCGGGGGAUUGUUACCUAGAUCCAAUAUUUUUUAUGAUGAAAUCUGUGGCUUGACACAUCUGCUGAUUGAAAUGGAUGUCUUAGUCUAGGUUACUAUUUUUGUCAUAUGGAAUUGAAUAAAAUGCAGGAUGUAAUAUUCUUUCCGAAUGGUGUUCCUUGAUUAUUCUAAUAGAAAAAGUGGAAUUUGAGGUUACGGUCAUUUAUGGUGGCUGUGUAUCCAUGGUGUUUCCCCAAGGAAGGUCAGUGAGCGUUGAUAGCUUAGAUUUAAGCCAUAUCUAAGUGUAUCUUGAUUGGGCUGAACAUUUUCAUUUUUCACUUUUUUCUAAAAUAAAAAUGCAUCAUUCUAAUAGUGGAUUUUUUUAAUUUACAUCUUUGAUGGAAGAAGAUAUGGUAGAAAAUGCCUGAUUAUUAGAGACCAUUGGUAGUGUCCCCAGUGACUGCACUCUGAAUGACCUUCCCGUUGUUGGCAUUGAGUGGAAAUAUCGGCUCUUCCGGUCACUUGAAAACUAAAAAGCAGUGCCUUCGAUCAUAAUUCAGGAAGGAAAGCCGUAGGAGGAAGGGGCGAGGGCUCAGAGUCACCGACGUCGGCACCUGGCGUCUGUCUGGUCCAGGUGGAGGGUGUCCUUCACUUUAAAAGAAGCUUUACCUUGUCGAUGACAUUUGAUAAGACUUAAAACUUUAAAUAAUUUAAUAGCUCCUGGAUUUCAAGAUAUAUAAUCCAUUUCUUCUUUUUAGAAAAUAACUACUGAUAUCUAGAAGCCACAGUGAGCUUCACUUGGCAGGCGCUGGGUGAGUUGAAAGGAGUGAUGAAAAUACUAACCACUAAACCACCAGGCCUUCCAGCAGGUACCAUGUGGCAUAAACCUUAGGAAGUAAGCCCUAUUGAUUUCAGAGCUCCAAUAGCAAUUAUGAGAGAUGAACUAAGUCAGAUAGUAGAGUCAACUUUUUAAAAAUAGGGUAAGGAAAUAGCAAGGAUUCCUACAACCCUUUAAAGUGAUAUACGUUAAAAUGCAAAAAAAAAGGGGGGUGGGGAUUUGCUUAUUAUUUCAGAAAUGUUUCUGGAGUCAAAGCAGAGGUGCUUGGGCUUAACAAGCACAGGUAUUCUUUCUGACAUCAACUCUAGCUGCUGAGACCAUAUAUCAAAGAAUCAUAAAUGCCAACCAUCCCCCAAAUUAUUUAUUUAAAUGUAUUUCUAUUCUAAGUUCAUUACAGGAACCAUUAGCAUUUAGAACUAAUUAAAAAGUAGCGCUUAAGGGCUAAAAAGCAAUUGUUUUUAAACCCUCGCUGUUGAGUUUUGUCCCCGUGGGAGCUUGGAGGCAGCAUGGAUUCCCACCUGCUUGUCCCCUGCGUUUGGCAGUGGCUGUCCCACGCUGCCAGGGCUGAGGGAGCUAGGCCAGCAUCUCGACUAUGUCUUUAUUCCUGGGCUGCGCAAACGUUUCCUGCUCAAGCACGUUCAAGUCACUGUGUUUCUUUGGCUCCCUGUCUGAACUGCGGACUCCACACCCUUCAUUUCUUGCCUCUGCUGCCUGCUUGCAGAGGAGUAAUAACACUGCAGACAUGUCCUUCUGUGUCCAGCCUGUCACCCUGCAAGCACGCCAGCCAACCGGUGGGCCUCAGGGUUCAGUCCUAGUGUUUUAAGCCCUGUGCUCAUAUGCGAGUUACUGGGACUGACGCAGUGAGCACAGCACAGAGUUCGUUCCUUGGAAAAGUUUUUGAGGGACACAGUGGUUCUUUGAAAAACAGAGGCCAGGGAAUGUUCCUAUGAGCAGGUUUACUGAUUUUUUAGCUGUUAAAACUUGAUGCACAAAAUGAAGAAGAAAAUUGAAUUCCCCUUUUCUUUUUCACUUAAUCAAGAAAUACUGUAUAUUAUUUCAGCAUAUUUUUAUGAUGGAAAAACUUUAACAUGAAAUCACCAUAGAAACAUUCUCCUGCCGCCCUUCUGUCAACAUUUUUGUGCCGAGCUAACAGGCGUGGGUAUGCUGGUGUCGUCUGCGGUGGCCCAGAGUGGCAGGUUCUGUGGUGAAGCACAGGCAGGGGCAGGGCCAGGCUACCUCCUGGCUCUGGCUGUGCCCUCCUCACUCGCUUCCUUAUCUGUAAAACUGGGGAGAAUUUGACGAUAAUAAAAUUUCCACUUCUAAAAGCCAGUGUUUUUUUUUUUUUUUUAAGAGAACAGCUACUAAAUACAUCUUUUUUUAUCCCCUCGAAAUUCACGAAACAGAAUAAUUGACAGUAUUUAUAAAGAGAGAAAAUAUAAAUGAGUAAGAUUAUAAUAUGAGAAAUCUAUUACAAAUGACUUUGCUAAAGAAAAUAUGUGGAAUCAUAUUUGGACCAUGAAAAAUGUGUUGGUAUCUUUGACUUUUUUUUAAAUCAUUAAAUUUAUUGAAGCUUUUAAAAAUGCAACUAUAUUUAAGGUAAAAUAAAAUCAUUCUCUGUGAACAUCAUGCUGACUGCAUUUUCUCUCAGAAGAGUCUUGUAAGAGCAGUUUCUUGUCCUGAGCACUACACGCACGUCCUGAACAGCCCUCUGGAACAUCAUGCAUGUAUGUCCAUUGACAGAGAUGCACAGAAGAGGGUGCGGUUGAAAGCAAUGGUUAUCUCUCUUGCUCUCUUCAGUAGAAGGUUAGAGAACCUGACUGUUACCCCUGGAUUGCCUGUCCUGAUGUGUAACCAGGUCUGCCUUUUUCUGGCUUCUUCCGUUGCCUCAGGGGUUGUAACUGGACAGCUCUGCCUCUAGCUCAUCCACUUGGGACUGAAUUCGGUGUUUCACUGAGCACUGGACUAACUCAGUGGGAAGUAGCCAGAAAGCCGGUGAGAGAGGAAAGAGGCAGGGGGUGUCAGCGAUGCGGGUGACACUCGUGUUCUGUUAUGGUAAAAGAUUCUCCACGUCAUGCAGUGGAAAGCAUGAUUCAUAAGCCCCCGAGUGAAGGGAUCUGUGCGUGGCCAUGUGACUCACUCGCUGUAUCUGAUUCAAACCUGGAAAUAAAUGUCCGAUGACUG
Messenger RNA from Sus scrofa (pig), 9193 nucleotides. RefSeq names its product spalt like transcription factor 3 (gene SALL3). Gene Ontology annotation, cellular component: nucleus. Gene Ontology annotation, molecular function: DNA-binding transcription factor activity, RNA polymerase II-specific; RNA polymerase II cis-regulatory region sequence-specific DNA binding. Gene Ontology annotation, biological process: regulation of transcription by RNA polymerase II. NCBI's taxonomy places the organism in Eukaryota, Metazoa, Chordata, Mammalia, Artiodactyla, Suidae. The record is from RefSeq and is a predicted model, not a curated record.